UUGACCCGAGAACCCGAUUCAUUCCCUUAUAAAAGAGUAAAUCCCAAUCCUACUGAAACAGAGAGAUAAGAAGGUAUGAAUUCCUUACCAGAGGAUAUAUUGGCAAUUAUAUUCGCCAAAUUACCAAUAAAGAUUUUCACAACUUUCAAACUUGUUUGCAAGCAAUGGGAAUCGAUCGUGGAGUCUCCAUAUUUCCGUGACUUGUUUCUGUCUAUGCACCAAACGUCGCAUUCUUCAUCAUGGUCUCUCUUGUCUUGCUGUUUUGAUAAAGAAGUCAUAGCUAACUACGAAUGCAACACUUGGGGACUCGAACGAUCUCUCGGCUCUUACAUCUCUUCUUUCGUAACCAAGAAGUUUGAGACUUUGAGAAACAAAUACAAAGUAUGGGCUCACAGUACUGAUGUUGGAUUAAUUUUGAUCAGUGAAUUAUUUUUCAACAUGAAGAACCGAUCCUUGUACGUGGCUAAUCCAGUUUCACAAGAAUGCGUAGAAAUCCCUUCUCAUCAUGCUCAUCGUAGUGAAUAUUUCUAUCCCUUGGGAAUUGCCACACGAAGUGAGAAUGGCUUUCUUUUGGAUUACAAAGUUGUUUUGUUUGAUACGCACAAAAGCUUGCUGAUAUAUUCAUCUAAGACAGGCUUGUGGAGUCUCAACACUGUCGAUUUGUCUGUGUCGUGUAUUGAUUUACGAUCUACCAUUUGCUUGCACGGCAGUAUUCACUUGAUCGCCACCACUAGUCACGGUGAAGAUGUUGUCGUAUCCUUCAAUUUAUACGCCACUGGUACGAGUUCUGUUCAAUGCCGUGUGACUUCUUUCCCAGAUUUCGGACAACAUCGGCCGAAUAGAUCUUUCUCAACUUGGCAAGGAUCUAUCAUGUAUAUGAACAUAAUCUCUGUAACUAAAGAUGAUGGAAGUCUAGAGGAUAAGCUAUUUGUAUGGAGGCUAGAGAACGGAGAAUGGCAACUAGUAUUUGAAAUCGCCACUCCUUUUAUUGAAACUCGUGUCGAGUAUUUUCCGUUGGCGAUUAACCCUUUUGAUGCUAAAACAGUCUACUUUUGGAGCAAGAAGCACCGAAGUUUUAUUUCUAUUAACUUGAACAAUGGAAAGUUUGUGCUCGAGAGUAAGUUGGAAGAUAACAUCACCCGAGGAUUAUACCUUCGCUUGGUCGUUCUCCCACAAUGGCUGCAUCGAAUUCCCAACACAGUGAGAAUGGUUUAGACAUAAUUCUUGCAUGACUUCGCAUAAGGUUUUAUUAUUAUUUUCUAGUAUUUUUGGUUGUUCUAAGUAAGAGAGAAGAAUCUGAUUUCAUCACUUUGUUCUCAACAUCAACAUUAAUCAGGAAUUAUGAAUUGAACAAAAGGCCAAUCUGUUUAAGAACACCACAAAAACUGUCAACAAAUCGUGAACAAAUUUGAUUCCAUUAAACAACGGGAAAAUUGGAUAUAAAGAAUAAAUAAUUAAA
Messenger RNA from Arabidopsis lyrata subsp. lyrata, 1459 nucleotides. RefSeq names its product putative F-box protein At3g28280. Gene Ontology annotation, molecular function: protein binding. The transcript has a single exon. NCBI's taxonomy places the organism in Eukaryota, Viridiplantae, Streptophyta, Magnoliopsida, Brassicales, Brassicaceae. The coding region runs from base 76 to 1215 and encodes 379 amino acids. The record is from RefSeq and is a predicted model, not a curated record.